Messenger RNA from Vigna umbellata (rice bean), 2583 nucleotides. The record is from RefSeq and is a predicted model, not a curated record. NCBI's taxonomy places the organism in Eukaryota, Viridiplantae, Streptophyta, Magnoliopsida, Fabales, Fabaceae.
UGUGUUACAUUUGUUUUUGGUUUAAACACGGAGAUUUAAGUGUCUGGGGUUUUUCAAUGAACCAGGCUAAAUUCCAUUUCUCCUAUUUUUUCACACAUCAUCUUUCUCAUUCUUUCAAAAUUUCAAAAUUUUCACUCCUCUCUCUUGUUUUGCUCGCUGCCCCAACGUUUCUUUUCAAAUCUUCAUCUGUGUAAAAUAGCUUUCUUUGCCCUCUGUCAAUAGCAGCUUCCAAUUUCUCUCUUCGAAUCUUCGUCUGUCAAUCGCAGCUUUCAAUUGAGAUUUGAUCUCAGGCGCUGCGUUUUCCCAAAUCUGCGGUGCGUCUGGGACCGACUGCUUUCCGGGUUCAGUGGCUCUGUCCCUGCGUCGUGGGUUCGGUGCUUCGCUUGUUCGCAGUUGUAUCGCAGGUUCCGAUGUCGGCUUCCACGGUGUCCAUCACCGCGGCUAACCCGGGGGCGCGUCGGAGGCCGGUGCUCGCUACCGAGAGGAAAACUGCCACCAACAUCGAGCUCCUCGCCAACGACGUCGCUGCCUCCCCCGCAGUCGCGACUUCCGGCGAAGGUGCCACGGGCGCCGGGCGCGACCUUAGCCACUACUCCAUUCGAGGCGAGGCGGUUCUUGACCGGAUCCCUCGGGAUUUGGCUCCGGUGAAGAAGGUCGCCGGGUCAGGUGGGAACUCCGCAUCGCUUCAACUGCGGCGGGCGAGGAAGUCUGCCGUGAAGGCAGAGAAGCCGCGGUGGCUGACGGUGGUGAGCAUUUUUGGGAAGAAUUUAGUGCUGUUGGUGGUGCUUGCGGGGCUGGUUCAGUUGAUCCGGCGGCUGGCGUUGAAGUCCGGUGAUGGUGAUGUCGGAGGGUACGCCGGGUUGUCGGAAUUCGAGGGAAGGAUUUCGGAUGUGGAGGGACUGUUGAAGAAGACGGCUAAGAUGAUUCAGGUGCAAGUUGAUGUGGUGGAUAAGAAGAUUGUAAGAAUAUUGAAGAUGAGGGUCAGAGGGUUAAGAAGGGAAUUGAAUGAGAAAAUUGAGGAGAAAGGGGUGAUUUUUCAAAGUGGGUUGAAAGCACGGGCUGCUGACUCUUGGAUGGUCAGGCAUCAGGAUGGAGAGGUUUUGAUGAUACACCGGAGGUUGGGUUGAGACUUUGAAUUUGCUGAACGUGAGGAGUGUGAAGGGGGGUGGGUUCAGGGUGGUGGUUUGGAUGAAAUAAGAGAUUUUGCAAGAGAAGUGAUGAGAAGGAGAUUGAGAAAUGCUGCUGAUGGCCUUGGGAGAGGGAUAUGCUUUCUACGCACCAGCGGCGGUGCGGUGGUGAGCCAUUCGAGGUGUCUCAUAUGGGGAGUGAAAUUGGUUAAAGUCUGGUCAGAAAUGGUGUCCACCCAAUGCGGAAGGAUGUUAAAAACCGGCUUUGGCAGGCCAGGCAGUGUUUUUCCCCCCUUGAAGGAUAGUAAGGGUUUUGUUCAGAUUAGUGCUCGCCUGCGGGGGCCAUCAUUCCCAGGCUGUCACCUUGGAACAUGUAGCAAAGGUGACGAAUUUUCGUUCUAAAUCUAAACAUUUUGUGUUCAUGUCAGCUGUUGGUAUGGUAUAUAACGGUUUUUUUGACUGUUCCUUAAAUUUACUUAAGUAUUAGAAUAGAUGAAAUGUUUGAUAUCGAAAUUUAUGUUUGCAAAUAUAUUAUGCAUAUCUCAUGUUUAUGCCUUGGCCCCUUCUUUCUACUUUUGGCAAACUCAGUUUAUGAUUUGCAAUGGAUGAUGUGUGCCAUGCAUUAAGUUAUUUAUCCCUAAUAUAUACAUGGAUCUUAAAAUACACAAAUUAGUAUUUUAAGAUUGAUUAUUAGACUAUUAUAAGAUACCUUGUAAUUUCUUAGUGCAUUGAUAGGACCAAAAGUGAAUACAAUAACACUAAUAAAGUUGAGAAAGUUAAGUGAUGUUUUACCUGUAACUUUAUUUCUUAUUUUCAUUUUAUGUUUUCGCUUUUUACUUGUAACUAAUAAAUGACAUUUUGUUUUCAAUUUAUUUCCUGUUACACUGAACUCCAUUUUUUUUUAUACUUUUAAAUUUCCAGUAUGAUAAUUUUUCUGUCCAACAGAGCGUUGCAUAUGACAGAUCAAGUGCCCCUAAGACUUGUGGGUCCUGAGGUUGGCUCAGGCGUUAAUGGUGAUUCGCAGUGACUUUGAAAAGAUGUAUCAUCUAUCAGAAUUUACGUAUGACCUAGAGAAGAGCAAUGCUCCGAAGGCAACGUGUUGAACUCAUGUGCCUUUUGGUCUCAUCAACCACACGGUAAGGCUCGAUUUUACAUCCAACCAUGGAAGCCCUUCACACACAUGUAUAUAUCGGUUUAGAGUUCAUGGUCACGAACCUGACUCGGUUUCUAUGAUGUCAUUGGAGUCAUAAUGUGUAUGCCAGUGUUUUGCUUUGAGUUUUGUCAGUUUUUGUGUAAUUGUUCAGUGUAUUUUGUUUAGAUGUAGAAUAGGAUGUUGUGGAUUCCUUAAUUGCUAGAUGCAGUCAUUUUUAACUUAUUAUUGCUACCUCAAAUGGAUAUUGUAUGUACUGUAUGAUUCUGAUAUAGGCAAUUGGUAGAUCUUGUUUCUGGCAAAGCA